UUUUAAUUUUUUUAGUUGGCUUUCAUGCCUUCUUUCUAAAGUUUCUUUUUUUUUUUUAAUAAAAACCUCGAAUUCGAAGUCCAAAAUCCCCUUCAUUCGUUUCCUGUUCAUUUGAUUUGGUUCCAAAUCCUCGGAUUCAGCCCUUCUGGCAUAAUUAGCAUAGCCUGACCAUGUUAUCGGGCAACUUGAGGAGGCGGCUUCAUCAUGGAGACCUUGAUGGCCGAAGAAAUGAACAUGUUGAUACCUCAGGAACAGAUGGUCUGAAUGAACCUCUUCUGGGAACGUACAGUUAUGAUGAGCGCCAUACUAAGGAAUAUGGAGAUAAGAGGCAGCAAGACAUCUGGGAUGACAAAAAGAAGGAGCAACUCCAUUGGGCACAGCUUUUCUGCAACUUGGUUGCACAAUGGGGACAAUGGCUUGCGAAUAUCUUUCAUAACUCCGGAUCAAUUUUAGGAAGGAUGCUACCUCCCAUCAUUUUUAGUGGACAAGAUAAUCUGCCUUUAUUGCUUAGUCCUUUACAGGAAGAAAGACUGAGAAACUUGAAGCAGAGAUUGGGGAUUCCUUUUGAUAGUGCUUGUGUUGAUCAUCAAGAUGCCCUAAGGCAACUUUGGAGACUUGCUUAUCCAGGCCGACAAGUGCCUCCUCUGAAAUCAGAAUUGUGGAAAGAGAUGGGUUGGCAAGGUUCCGAUCCAUCAACAGACUUCAGGGGUGGUGGAUUUGUAUCAUUGGAAAACCUCAUUUUUUUCGCCAAGACCUAUCCAGAUUCCUUCCAAGGACUUCUACACAAGCGAGACGGAAGGCGAGCUGAAUGGGAAUAUCCUUUUGCUGUGGCUGGAAUAAACAUAUCAUUCAUGUUGGUGCAGAUGUUGGAAUUGGAAUUAGCAGGUAGACCGAGUUCUAAAGCAGGAAUUUGCUUUAUCAAGCUACUCGGAGAAGAUGAGAUGGCAUUCGACAACCUUUACUGUGUUGCUUUUCAGAUGAUGGAUGCACAGUGGUUGGCAAAGCGAGCUUCAUAUAUGGAAUUCAAUGAAGUUUUGAAGGCUACCAGAACACAACUAGAGCGCGAGCUUUCCUUAGAUGAUGUUUUCAGCAUUAGAGACUUGCCGGCAUAUAACAUGUUGACUCGGUAGUUUCAUAACCCUUCCUCUAUCUAUCGAUCGCUACCUGCCCUUUUUGUGUUCGGUGAAUAUCCUAGCAUGUAUAAUUUCUAUACUUUUAUACAAAAUGCGACAAUAAACUGCACCUUUACAAGUAUAUAUAAUCAUACAUUACAAUGCGACUUCAUAAUCCA
This is a messenger RNA of Dioscorea cayenensis subsp. rotundata (Guinea yam), 1291 nucleotides long. Its product is annotated as ELMO domain-containing protein A. Bases 171 to 1130 code for a protein of 319 amino acids. The transcript is spliced from 10 exons. The record is from RefSeq and is a predicted model, not a curated record. NCBI's taxonomy places the organism in Eukaryota, Viridiplantae, Streptophyta, Magnoliopsida, Dioscoreales, Dioscoreaceae.